AUGGAAAAACAAAAGAGAGACCAAAAAUUAUAUUUCUUUUCCAUCAUUCUUUCCACCUUACUCUCUCCCCUGCAUUUCUCCUACUGUCAACUGUUCUUCCUUUUCUUCCCUUAGUUCCUCUCAGUAAUUUGGUUUCCAUUCAUCAUUUUCCACUUACUUUCCUUGUGUCCAAUUCUUUCACAAGCUAUGGGUAACAUGUUUCAGAUUCAAUGUGGUGAUGCCUUGAUUGGUCGUUGCUGGGAUUGCAUUACUGGGCAAGCUUUUUACGUAUGCCAGCUUCAAGAUAAUCUUAAAGCUCUUAACACUGCGAGUGAUCAGUUAAGAGAUUUGAGGAAUGAUGUGAUGCGCAUGAUCAUCAAUGAGCAAAGACCACAAACAGUGCAGCUGGAUCAAGUUGGGGGAUGGCUUUCAAGGGUGGAUGCUGUGAUAGCUGAAGUAAAUACUCUGCUUAGCAAAAGUACACAAGAAACACAGAAAAUGUGUCUCGCGGGCUGUUGCUCCAGGAACUGCUACUCCAGCUACAUUUUUGGGAAAAGUGUUGCUGGAACUCUUGAACAUGUGGUUGGUUUGAUGGCCGAAGGUGAUUUCAAAGAAGUAGUUAUCAGGGCCCCUGCUUUCCAACUUCAAGAUGAUCUCGAAGCCUUAAAGACUGCAAGACAAGAAUUAUGGGCUUUGAAGGAGGAUGUGAAGAGGAAGGUUGCUCUAGAGGAAGGACAACAAAAGAAGGCGCUGCAACAAGUUCAAUUGUGGCUUACUAUGGCUGAAGUGAUGGUAACUGAAGCAGAGGAACUGGAAAGAGAUGGUCCACAACAAAUUCAGAAAUUGCUAGUAGGAGACAUUUCCAAUUAUAUGUUCGUGGGAAGGGUUGCCAAGAAAUUAGAAGAUCUGAUUGCUUUGAAAGCCAAAGGAGAUUUUAAGGAACUGGUUGAGAGGACACUUCCAGAUCCGGUGGUUGUAAGAAAUUAUAAGCCAACGGUGGGUACUGAAACUACUUUAGGAGAGGCAUGGAGCUGUCUCAUGGAAGAUGAAGUGGGAAUUGUUGGCAUAUACGGCAUGGGGGGAGUCGGAAAAACUACUCUCCUAACCCAAAUCAACAACAUGUUUGCCACAACACCUAAUAAUUUUGAUCUUGUGAUUUGGGCUGUGGUUUCUAAAGAUUUGAAACCUGAGAAGAUUCAAGAACAGAUAUGGAAAAAUAUUGGCUUUUUUGAUGAGAAAUGGGAAAGGAAAAGCCUUCGUGAGAAAGGGGAUGACAUAUUCCAUGUAUUGAGUAGAAAGAAGUUUGUAUUAUUGUUGGAUGACAUAUGGCAGCGAGUUGACCUUGGAGAGAUUGGGGUUGCUCUGCCUACAAGACAAAACAAGUCCAAGAUAGUAUUCACUACACGAUCUCGCAGAGUAGGCAGGCAAAUGGACGCUGAAAAGAUGAUAAAAGUGAAGCCUUUAGAAUGGGAAAAAGCUUGGGCGUUGUUUCAGCUGAAGGUUGGGUGUAUUGAUCCUAAUUUUCUUCCUCUGGCUCAAGAUGUUGCUAAAAAAUGUCGAGGAUUGCCAAUCGCACUCAUUACUAUCGGUCAUGCCAUGGCCAGUCGAAAUACAGUGGAAGAAUGGAAGCAUGCUUUGGAGGUCCUAAGAAGCUCUGCAUCAAGCUCACAAGGCAUGGAGGACGAGGUAUUUCAAGAAAUGGAGGUUGAAGUAUUUUCAUUAUUGAAGUUUAGUUAUGAUAGUCUGCGUAGUGAUAAAGUUAAAUCUUGUUUCUUAUAUUGUUCCUUGUUUCCGGAAGAUUUCAAAAUUAUCAAAGAUGAGUUAGCAGAUUAUUGGAUUUACGAGAAUUUUUGUUCUCGCAAUGAGGCAUAUUCUAUAAUUGGCUCUCUUGUUGGGGUAUGUUUAUUGGAAGAGGAAGGCCAAUGUGUGAAAAUGCAUGAUGUGAUUCGUGAUAUGGCUGUAUGGAUAGCAUGCAAAUGUGAAAAAGAAAAGCACAAGUUUUUUGUGAAAGCGGGUUCCCAGUUGAUUGAAGUGCCAGAUGUUGGAGAAUGGGAAGGAUCAAGACGGAUGUCACUGAUGGCAAACUCCUUCAAGGGAAUCCAUAUAUUUCCUAGAUGUCCUGAUCUUUUCACUUUGUUUCUCAGUGCUAAUCAUGGCUUGUGCGAGAUCAAUGACAAUUUCUUUCAGUUUAUGGAUGCACUAACUGUUCUAGACCUGUCAAGCACUGGCAUAAAUGAAUUGCCAAAGGGAAUAUCAAAAUUGAACUCAUUGCAAUAUCUAAAUCUGUCACGGACGUGUAUAAAGCAACUGCCAGUGGGAAUAUCGAAAUUGAAUUCACUGCAAUAUCUUAAUCUGUCACGGACAUGCGUAAAGCAACUGCCAGUUGAGUUGAAGAUGUUGGUGAAUCUGAAACAUUUGAACUUGGAGUAUAAUAUCCAACUAAAUGUGAUUCCAAGGGGAGUCAUAUCUAGUUUAUCAUCAUUGCAAGUUUUGAGAAUGUUCAACAUUGGUUUGUCGAAGUACAGAAAAGGGGAAGAUAAUAUACUGGGGGAAGAUAUUAUGCUAAUAGAGGAGCUACAAUGUUUGGAACACUUGAAUGAAUUGAACAGCACAGUAGGAAGUGUCUCAGCCCUCCAGAGUUUUAUCAGCGCCCACACAUUACUCAACUGUACUCGAGGCCUAAGGCUUGAACUGUUUCAAGGUCCACAAUCUCUCAACGUGUGGUGGUUAGCAAAUAUGAAGAAUCUAGGUGUCCUACAAAUUUUUGGUGAUAUAGAUUCAGAAGAGUUGGAUGUUGAUGUUGUAAUGGAAGAGACAGAAACACAUAAUGCAGCUGGAGGUCUAGGUAGCUCAGUGAUCUCAAGGGAGGCAUGCUUUAAUAGCCUUCAUACAUUGAUUGUAUCAGGUAACCUCAGAUUGCGGGAUCUGACAUGGCUUAUUCUAGCUCCAAAUUUGACGAAUUUGAGUGUCUUUGUCAACAAGCAUAUAGAAGAGAUAAUAAGUGUUAAAAAGUUUGAUGAUGUUGAAGUUCUGGACGAAAAUUCUAACCCAUUUUUAAAACUCCAAGUGCUCUCCUUGAAUAAAUUGCCAGUAUUGAAAAGCAUAUAUCCCAAAGCCUUGUCCUUUCCCUUUCUAGAACAAAUUGAAGUAUAUAAAUGCCCACAACUUAAGAAGCUGCCAUUAAACUCGAGCAGUGCAAAGGGAUGCAAAGUUGUGAUUGAAGCAGAGGAAAAAUGGUGGAAAGAUGUUGAAUGGGAGGAUGAUUCUACUAAAACCACCUUCCUACCGUGCUUUGUGCCUUCUCACCGUCGCUAUUGAUUUUGACAUUUGCCUGAUUUCUGUAU
Messenger RNA from Hevea brasiliensis (rubber tree), 3323 nucleotides. RefSeq names its product probable disease resistance protein At5g63020. The transcript has a single exon. The coding region runs from base 187 to 3297 and encodes 1036 amino acids. Gene Ontology annotation, molecular function: ADP binding; protein binding. The record is from RefSeq and is a predicted model, not a curated record. Lineage: Eukaryota; Viridiplantae; Streptophyta; Magnoliopsida; Malpighiales; Euphorbiaceae.